Cherax quadricarinatus is the source of this 4768-nucleotide messenger RNA. The record is from RefSeq and is a predicted model, not a curated record. NCBI's taxonomy places the organism in Eukaryota, Metazoa, Arthropoda, Malacostraca, Decapoda, Parastacidae.
CGUGGGUCGAGGCUCCGCCCUCACGCCCACGUCACUACAGGAGGCGGUGUGUAUUCGUUCACUCACGAGCUGUGAGCCAUCUCUGCCCUCCCGUUGGUCGCUAUUAUUACGAACUCACCAAUCAGACACGAGGGGCUGUGCAUGCAGCGUUGAUGGGAAAUUCGCCCGUCUGCUAGCCAGUUUCUCUCGAUCUCUUGUGGAAAGAAUUGGAUAGUGGGACUUUACUGUGGAUUUUACAGGUUAAAGCUAACGCUCGGGCUGGUGUUAGGAUGUAUACUCGGAGGAUAUACGUGUAAGGUGCAGCAGCAAGUGCAAGGAGCAUCCUGACGAGAGGAAGAAGUGAGGCCUUCUGUGGGGAACGAUUGCCUUGAUGCUGAUAAAGGGCUCUUGAUCUGAGGAGUUAGAGCUACCUUUCCUUGACGUUUUAUUGGAUAAACCAGACUGUCAUGACUGUGGCCCAGCGGACCACUAACACCAAUAGUCUAGUUGAACAGAUCAUGGAAACUUGUCCUCAGGCCGGGCUACGGGGGUAGAAAAAACCCUCGAACCCAGUCCAAGGUACCUCCAGUUGAGGACGACUCAUAGCUUCAUCACAGGCCUGAGUACCUAGACACAUUCUUGUAUAUAGACGAUGAGUGAAGAUAAGGACACAGCACAUGCCCAAGCCUCUGCUAUUCCUCAACAUCCUCAGCAGCAGCAGCAACAGCAACAGCAGCAACAGCAACAGCACCAUCUCACCCACCAGACCACCACCUUAGUCUCCAUGCAGGCUGCAGCCACAGCCCAGCCCAUUGUGCAGCAGGCUUCCCCACAGGCUGGCCUCUCGCUGCCCGAACACUGCCGACCCAUGGUAGCUACACCACCAACCACCACAACCACCACCACUUGCUUCUUUUCACGACCGCGAGAGAGAGAGAUAGAGAGAGAGGCAGUGAUGGGCAUGUCGGGAGAAUGGUUGCAGUUAUCGCGGGUCAACCAGCUUCAUAGUCCGACACACUUCUAUGUGCAGGCCUCCAUACCAUCUGGGAUGCAACCUGCACCUCCAGCUAUUGCCCCAGCACCAGGACCACAGACAAGUACAAGUACAGUAUCAGCGCUCCACCAGCCCCUGCAGCACCAUCUGGCUCCACAACCACUUACUCAUCCUGGCGUUUCUCCAUCUCCUAUGCCACAGUUUUCUCCGCAGUUACAAGUUAUUCAGAGUGGAAUACCCGGUACCCCAUAUGUUCAACAACUGUACCAAAAUGCUCAGGGUCAGCUGAUCAUGCCUAGCAAUCUCACCCUUCAGACUGCUACAGGCAUGAACACAACAUCUAUUCAACCAAGCACUCUGAAUGGACUUAAUCAGCCACUUCAGGUCAUUGCUGCAGGGAAGCCAUUCCAGGGGCAGAUUGCUCCACACAUGUUGACAACUACAACAGGGAAAGCUGGAGUGCUGCAAGCAGGAGGUCAAGGUUACUCUCCUGCGGCCAUCCCAACCACAGGUAGUCAGACUUUGGUGAUUGGUCAGCUGCCCAUGGGAGUCAUCAGCAGCCCGCAGCACAACAUUCUUCCUGCCCAUUCAACUACACACAAGCCCACAGACAUGCAAAAGCAAGGCAUUACGUGGGCCACCCCUGGGACCCUCCACUCUCCUGCUCUUCUUGCUGCACAGAAUCAACCAAUAUUCAUCCGAAAUGCUCAGCCUGGACAAGAGAAUGUUUUUAUUUCAAACCCUCAGCCACAAACCAUGCAUGCUCCAAAUUCUAUGAUGCCACCCUUGGGAUCCAUGCAGCAUGGCACGCAAACCCCCAAGCAACGAGCUGGAAUGGAAAUGCCUGCCAACAUCCAGCCCAAGGCACCCAAUAUGCGUCCGCCUAUCCUGCCCUCGAAUCCUGCACAAAUUCGUCCAGGUUCUUCAGUUUCUACUCAAACAGCUGGACAGCAGCUUGCCCCUGGACCUAUGACAGCACCCAGAGCACAGAAUAAAGUACGUGGCAAGAGUGGCACCAACCGAUCAUCUCCAGCUAUGAGCAAUGCUGCCCAGAUGACCAAUACUCAAGUGUCUCACACUACUGUGGUUAAUGCUAAUACCAUGGCUACUACAGUUGUUGCUGCUAAUGCCAGCACUCAAGUUAUGCAGCAGACGGCAGUCUCGCCAGCACCCAUGUCAUCUUCACCUGCUGUUACUGUUUCUGCUGCUAAUAAAGUUAUUUCUCAGGCUGCCCCUAUGCAAGCUAUUACUAGUAUGGCUCAAGCUAAAACUGGAGUACCAAUGACCCCCCCAACAGCACCUUUACCUCCAGCUGGGCAGCCACCUCCUGGUUUACCACAGCUGGUUAGAGCGCCAACACCCAAAACCCAGCAGUCCAGUGUUACCAUUCCUCAGGUGUCAGCGGCUCCCUCCCCACCUACGCUAAUAUCUAGUGUUUCUUUGCAAGCGCCAACUCAUGUACAAACUAUGACCACCCAGUCUUCUGUAAAUACACCUGCCCCAGUCCUUGCUCCUGCCACUUCCACCAUGACUUCACAACAGCAACAGCAACACCAUCAACAGCAACUUCAGCAGCAUCAACAGCAGCAGCAACAGCAACAACUACAACACCAUCAGCAACAACAACAGCAGCAACAACAACAGCAGCAACAGCAGCAACAGCAGCAGCAGCAGCAGCAGCAGCAGCAGCAGCAGCAGCAGCAGCAACAACAACAGCAACAAGUUGCAUGUCCAGUAUCUCAAGUUGCACCAUCUUUGCAGCCUCCAACUCUGGCACCAGCAGUGGCACCAAUUUCCUCAACACCUCCAAUACUCCAAGCCAAGACAGAGGUCAAAAUGGAAAACCCCACUCAAAAAAAACUAAAUCCCAUAACACCUCUGACUACUGAAAACAAUUCAGGCAAAAAAGUUAAUCCUGUUACGUCAAUGCAGUCUUCAGGGACCACGACACACAUGACACAGGCUGCAAUACACCAGUUGCCAACACCAACAAUAAAUGGUGCACCAUCUAGUGAGAGUGGAGAGGUUCAUGACAGAGUUCCACAAGCAACAGUCAAUGGAACGGCACACCCUGUUGCUCCGCUGCCACCCACCACUGGCCCACCAAAGGCCAUGGUUAAGCCACAGGUGCUCACACAUGUCAUUGAAGGAUUUGUUAUUCAUGAAGCUUCUGAGCCAUUCCCUGUGAGUCGAUCAUCUUUGCUAACUGAGAUCUCGAAGCCUCGUCCUCCCAACUCCACCAACACUUCUAUCCCAGUUGCUGCCGUCACUUCUUGCUCUGCGCAGGCACCCAUAGGAGGACAAGCUGAGAAAGAGAACCUACCUGAUGAUGAGGCUGCCAGAAAGAAGGCUGGUGAGCAGACCUCAACUUCACCAAAGGGAGACACUGCUAAAUGUGAAUUUUGUGGCAAGAUUGACUUGCGUUCCAAAUUUAAAAGAUCUAAAAGGUUUUGUAGUACAGCGUGUGCAAAAAGAUACAAUGUUGGGUGUUCAAAAAGAAUUGGUCUCUUCAAAAACCCUGAAGAAUCUCCAAAUAAACGAGCACGUGAGGAUAGUGGAAUGGAAGAGGCUGAUGCUGCCCCCCAGUUAAUGGCAGUUGAACCUCAGGCAGCAGAGACAACAGAAAUGGAAGUGGAUGAGACAGUAGCAGAGGGUGAUGGAACUACUACUGUAGAGUCUCCUUCUAAAUCUCAGACGGUCAACAUCCUCAAGUGGACAGUUAAGGAUGUUGUAGACUUCAUACAAAACCUUCCAGGCUGUAAAGAGUAUGCAGAAGACUUUGCUCUUCAAGAGAUAGAUGGCCAGGCAUUAAUGCUGUUGAAAGCUGACCACUUAAUGUCAGCUAUGUCCAUGAAACUUGGACCAGCUUUGAAGAUCUGUGCUAAGAUUGAGUCAAUGAGAGGUGACAGAAAAGAAACCUAAUGAGUACAAAACUUAAGGAAUGGAUCAAGAUGCUUUUAGAAGAGCAAUAUGUAUGUGAUGUCUUAAAUUAUAUUAUCAUAUUAUAUUUGUUUUAUAUGUAUUACAUAAAUGCUUUGCUCUUGUAUCAGAAUUAUUUCCAUUCACUGUCUUUUUCAAUUAAGUCAAAAAGUAGUAUCUAUUGUAAAUAAAAGCUAGUACUUAAGGAGAGAGUACAGACAAAUAUUUUAUUUUACAGUAAUAUCCUGACUGUGACAUUUCUGCACUGCCGUAUGUAGGGUUAAGGUAUUUUUCACCAUUUUCAAUGUAUUAGAUUUUGAAUGAAUGUAGUCUUUUGUAAGAGUGACCACAGUUGUAUGGAAUGACCUUGUUAUGUCAAUGCCUUUGUAUAAAGGCUCUUGGUUAAUGUACUUUAUCAUAUGAGGGAGGACCUACUUUCACCCACAUCAAAGAAGCAUCUUUGUCAAGCUAGGAUAGAAUUACCAGAGGAAUGGUGCUUAUGUAUUUGUAAACAGAUCUCAUUAACCAUCUAAAUUAAUUUUAAAAAAACUUGUGCAAUCAUGACAAAGAAUGUUAAUCCUAUUUUUUUCUGUAAGAAAGGCUUAUUUUAUUUGUUGUCCAAUAAUAGUAAUGACUUCAGUGUGUCAGUAAAGAUAUGAAUGGUAUGAUUAUGAAGAGCAAAUGGAAUGUGUAGAAUGAAUGAUAGUGUUUGGGUUUAACCAUUACAGUAUUUAUAAAACACUUGGUUGUUCCUAAAUACACUGAAUCAGCUUUAGUAUUCUGAAUUUGUUUGAGGGGUGUUUCAGCAGUUUACAAACUUUUCAGAAAUAAUGUAUAAUAAUUAUUUUGUUGUGUACAUUACAGUUUUAUCACAUA